Messenger RNA from Ricinus communis (castor bean), 6654 nucleotides. RefSeq names its product ABC transporter A family member 1. Bases 222 to 5690 code for a protein of 1822 amino acids. Gene Ontology annotation, molecular function: ATP binding; lipid carrier activity; ATP hydrolysis activity. Gene Ontology annotation, biological process: lipid transport; transmembrane transport. The transcript has 38 exons. Lineage: Eukaryota; Viridiplantae; Streptophyta; Magnoliopsida; Malpighiales; Euphorbiaceae. Gene Ontology annotation, cellular component: membrane; intracellular membrane-bounded organelle. The record is from RefSeq and is a predicted model, not a curated record.
UGGAAAUGUCCGCAUAGGUUCCUUAACCAAUAACCAUAUUCAUCUCCCAUUGCCACCUCUCUCUUUUUCUUUUUCAUUCUUCUUACACCUUACCAGUCAAAACUAUCUUCAUUUUCUAUCUCCAAAAUCCACACCCACACUUCUCUCUCUAUGAAAUUCUCUUUAUCUUAGGGUUUUAGAGUUUUGUUGUGAAAAUUUGAGGACGAUAAUAACAUAACCAAAUGGGGAAGAAGACACGCAGGCAGUUGAAAGCUAUGCUUCGCAAGAAUUGGCUUCUCAAAAUUCGUCACCCUUUUGUUACUCUUGCUGAGAUUUUGCUUCCCACGAUUGUAAUGUUACUAUUAAUAGCUGUACGAACGCGAGUUGAUACACGAAUUCACCCUGCCCAGCCGUAUAUACGGGAAGAUAUGUUUGUAGAAGUGGGCAAAGGAAUUUCCCCAAAUUUCCAACAAGUUCUGGAAGUAUUGUUGGCAGAGGGAGAGCUUUUGGCAUUUGCACCAGAUACAGAAGAAACAAGGAUGAUGAUCCGCUUCCUGUCGAUAAAGUUUCCUUUACUUAGGCAAGCUUCUAGAAUCUACAAAGAUGAACUGGAGUUGGAAACCUAUAUAUGCUCAGAUCACUAUGGUGCUUGCGGUGGAGUCAAGAAUUGUUCAAAUCCUAAAAUCAAAGGAGCUAUUAUAUUUCAUGAUCAAGGUCCUCAAUUAUUCGAUUACAGCAUACGUCUCAAUCACACUUGGGCUUUCUCAGGGUUCCCUGAUGUUAAAACCAUUAUGGAUGUGAAUGGCCCUUAUCUAAAUGACUUGGAAUUGGGUGUUAGUCCAAUACCAACAAUGCAAUACAGCUUCAGUGGAUUCUUCACUCUUCAGCAGCUGGUAGAUUCAUUCAUAAUUUUUUCUGCCCAGCAGAGCGAGACUAAGACUUCAAGUGAAUAUAUAGAGCUUCCAUCUUCCAAUUCAUCUAGGAGCUCUUCUUCGCUCAAUUUUACAUGGAAGAAUUUUAGCCCUUCAACAAUUAGAAUUGUUCCCUUUCCCACCCGCGAAUACACGGAUGAUGAGUUCCAGUCUAUUGUCAAGAAUGUCAUGGGAGUACUGUACCUAUUGGGAUUUCUCUAUCCAAUCUCUCGUCUUAUCAGCUAUUCUGUGUUCGAGAAGGAACAGAAGAUAAGAGAAGGUCUCUACAUGAUGGGAUUAAAAGAUGGAGUAUUUCAUCUCUCUUGGUUUAUUGCCUAUGCUUUUCAGUUUGCACUUUCAUCUGGGAUAAUUACAGCUUGCACCAUGGAUAACCUUUUCUAUUAUAGCGAUAAGUCGGUGGUUUUUGUGUAUUUUUUCUCUUUUGGACUCAGCGCAAUUAUGCUGUCAUUUUUUAUCUCUACAUUCUUCACACGAGCAAAAACAGCUGUUGCAGUUGGAACACUGUCUUUUCUUGGGGCAUUCUUUCCCUAUUAUACUGUUAAUGACCCAGCUGUCCCGACGAUAUUGAAGGUCAUAGCUUCUUUGCUUUCACCUACGGCUUUUGCUCUAGGAUCAAUUAACUUUGCUGAUUAUGAGCGUGCUCAUGUUGGCCUUCGCUGGAGCAACAUGUGGCUAGGGUCAUCUGGAGUGAAUUUUUUGGUCUGCCUAUUGAUGAUGUGGCUUGACACUCUGUUAUAUUGUGCUGCUGGUCUAUACCUUGACAAGGUCCUUCCCAGGGAAAAUGGAGUGCGUUACCCUUGGAACUUCUUAUUCAAGAAUUGCUUCUGGAGAACGAAAAGCACAAUUAAAAUUAAUGAUAAGUCUUCAGCUAAAGAUGCAUAUUCUGGGGGAAUGGAUGUUAUUGAACCUGCUGUUGAGGCAAUAAGCUUGGAUAUGAAGCAACACGAACUUGAUAAUAGAUGCAUCCAAGUUAGGAACCUGUGUAAGGUGUAUGCUACUAAGAGGGGGAAAUGUGCUGCUGUUAAUUCACUACAACUCACCUUGUAUGAAAAUCAGAUUCUUGCUCUUUUAGGACACAAUGGAGCGGGAAAAAGCACAACAAUUUCAAUGCUUGUCGGUCUUCUUCCUCCUACUUCUGGGGAUGCUUUGGUGUUUGGAAAGAAUAUACUGACAGAUAUGGAUGAGAUACGGAAUGGAUUGGGUGUAUGCCCACAGCAUGAUAUUCUUUUUCCAGAAUUGACUGUGAGAGAGCAUUUGGAAAUGUUUGCCACACUCAAAGGUGUGGAGGAAGAUGCUUUGGAGACUGCUAUAACUGUUAUGGUUGAGGAAGUGGGUUUGGCUGAUAAAAUGAACACUGUCGUGAGCUCUCUUUCUGGUGGUAUGAAGAGGAAAUUGUCUCUUGGAAUUGCCCUGAUAGGAAACAGUAAGGUUAUAAUUCUUGAUGAACCGACUAGUGGAAUGGAUCCAUACUCAAUGCGGUUGACAUGGCAAUUAAUCAAAAAGAUAAAGAAGGGCAGGAUAAUAUUACUAACAACUCACUCAAUGGAUGAAGCUGAUGAACUAGGAGAUCGAAUAGCUAUCAUGGCUAAUGGUUCUCUUAAAUGCUGCGGAAGCUCCCUCUUCCUGAAGCAUCAGUAUGGGGUUGGUUAUACUCUUACUUUAGUAAAGUCGGCACCUACUGCCUCUGUGGCUGCUGAUAUCGUUUAUCGUCAUAUUCCAUCUGCAAUAUGCGUGAGUGAGGUUGGAACCGAGGUUUCCUUUAAGCUUCCUUUGGCAUCCUCAUCGGCCUUCGAAAACAUGUUCAGGGAAAUUGAAAGUUGCAUGAGAAAUGCAGUUUCAAACUCUCAAACAAAUAUUAUGGAGGAAAAAAAUUAUAUCGGCAUUGAAAGUUAUGGCAUCUCGGUUACAACUCUCGAGGAGGUAUUUCUGAGAGUUGCAGGAUGUGACUGUGAUGAGACUGAUGGUUUCAAGCAGAGUAGCAAUAUUCUUUCAUCGGACUUUAUGAUUCCUACAGCUCACAAUCAUGCACCAGAAAAAAUUUUGGAUUCCAAAAUGCUAGGAAAUUAUAGAAAGAUUAUCAGUGUGAUAUCUGCCAUAGUGGGUAGAGCCUGUGGUUUAAUGGUUGCUACAUUUUUAAGUUUAAUUAAUUUCUUAGGCAUGCAGUGCUGCUGCUGCUGUUGUAUUAUUUCAAGGUCAACAUUUUGGCAACAUACUAAGGCGUUAUUUAUAAAGAGGGCAAUUUCUGCUCGGAGAGACCGGAAAACAAUUGUUUUCCAACUUUUAGUUCCUGCCGUCUUCUUGCUUUUUGGUCUUCUUCUUCUCAAGCUUAAGCCACAUCCUGAUCAGCAAUCUAUUACCUUGACAACAUCACAUUUUAAUCCUCUAUUAAGUGGCGGCGGCGGCGGCGGUCCAAUUCCUUUUGAUCUGUCCUUGCCUGUUGCAGAAAAGGUUGCAGAAUACAUUGAUGGGGGUUGGAUUCAAAGCUUUAAAGAGAAUGCGUACAGAUUUCCUGAUUCAGACAAGGCAUUAGCUGAUGCCAUUAAAGCUGCCGGACCAACUUUGGGACCAGUUUUACUUUCAAUGAGUGAAUUUUUAAUGUCUAGCUUCAAUGAAUCAUAUCAAUCGAGGUAUGGAGCAGUUGUGAUGGAUAGUCAGAAUGAUGAUGGGAGUUUGGGAUAUACCAUACUGCAUAAUGGUUCUUGUCAGCAUGCUGCUCCAACAUAUAUCAAUGUGAUGAAUGCUGCAAUUCUUAGGCUUGCUACUGGUGAAAAAAAUAUGACAAUUCGGACACGCAACCACCCUCUGCCAAUGACAAAAAGCCAGCACUUGCAGCGGCAUGAUUUGGAUGCUUUCUCUGCUGCUAUUAUUGUUAGUAUUGCCUUUUCAUUUAUUCCAGCUUCAUUUGCGGUCGCCAUUGUAAAGGAACGUGAGGUGAAGGCUAAGCACCAACAAUUGAUUAGUGGGGUUUCUGUACUUUCGUAUUGGGCUUCUACAUUCAUUUGGGACUUCGUCAGCUUCUUAGUUCCUUCAUCUUUUGGAAUAGUUCUCUUUUACAUAUUUGGUCUUGAUCAGUUUAUUGGAAGAGAUUGUUUCUUGCCAACAAUUUUCUUGUUUUUGGAGUAUGGAUUAGCAGUUGCAUCAUCAACAUAUUGUCUUACAUUCUUGUUUUCUGAUCACACCAUGGCUCAGAAUGUGGUUCUACUGGUCCACUUUUUUACUGGACUGAUUCUUAUGGUUAUCUCAUUCAUCAUGGGGCUUAUAGAGACAACAACAAGUGCUAAUAAUGUUCUCAAGAACUUCUUCAGAAUAUCACCUGGGUUUUGCUUUGCUGACGGACUUGCUUCACUAGCUCUUUUACGACAAGGGAUGAAAGAUAAGUCUAGUGAUGCAGUAUUUGACUGGAAUGUUACUGGAGCUUCCAUAUUUUAUCUUGGCAUUGAGAGCAUUGGUUACUUUCUCUUGACAAUUGCGGUGGAGCUGUUGCCUUUUCACAAGUUUACUCAGGUUACAAUCACACAGUACUGGAUGAAUUUUAGAAAUUUUUGGCGUGGCUCUUCCUCUGGCUAUUCAGAACCUCUUUUAAAAUCUCCUGAAGCUGUUGCUCUUGACUUUGACGAAGAUAUAGAUGUCCAAACAGAAAGAAACAGGGUGGUUUCAGGAUCUGUUGGUAAUGCCAUCCUCUACUUACGUAAUCUUCAGAAGGUGUAUCCUGGAGGAAAGAGUGGCAAAAAGAUAGCUGUCCAUUCAUUGACUUUCUCAGUUCAAGCAGGAGAAUGUUUUGGUUUCUUAGGAACAAAUGGAGCUGGGAAGACCACUACACUUUCAAUGUUAUCUGGGGAAGAAUCUCCAACUGAUGGAACUGCUUUCAUUUUUGGCAAAGAUAUAGGUUCGAAUCCCAAGUCUGUUCGUCAGCAUAUUGGAUACUGCCCCCAAUUUGAUGCUCUCUUGGAAUUCUUGACUGUCAGAGAGCACCUUGAGCUUUAUGCAAGAAUAAAAGGAGUUGCAGAUUACAGUAUCACUGAUGUUGUCAUGGAAAAGUUGGUUGAGUUUGACUUGUUGAAGCAUGCUGAUAAACCAUCAUUCGUACUUAGUGGAGGGAACAAGCGCAAAUUAUCUGUUGCAAUUGCAAUGAUUGGAGAUCCUCCAAUUGUAAUUCUUGAUGAGCCAUCAACGGGUAUGGAUCCGAUUGCCAAAAGAUUCAUGUGGGAAGUGAUAUCCCGAUUGUCAACUAGACAAGGAAAGACAGCAGUAAUUCUCACCACCCACAGCAUGAAUGAAGCUCAGGCACUGUGUACUCGUAUUGGAAUAAUGGUUGGCGGCAGAUUAAGAUGCAUUGGAAGUCCCCAACAUCUGAAAACACGAUUUGGAAAUCACCUUGAGCUAGAGGUUAAACCUGCUGAGGUUAGUCCUGUAGAGUUGGAAAAUCUUUGCCAAAUUAUUCAGGGAAGGCUUCUCAACAUUCCUUCAUAUCCGAGAAGUCUGCUUAACGACCUUGAAAUUUGCAUUGGGGCUGUUGACUUUAUAACAUCUGAAAAUGCAUCAGCGGCGGAGAUCCGCUUGUCAAAAGAGAUGAUACUAAUGAUUGGACAAUGGCUUGGGGAUGAAGAAAGAGUGAAUACACUUUUUUCUUCUUCAUCCACUUCGGAUGGGGGUUCCGCUGAACAGUUAGGAGAACAGUUGGUUCGAGACGCAUCAUGCCAGCCAAGAUGGGACAAGGCUUCAUUAACAGUUUUAGGAAGAUUUAUAGAAUCAAGGGAUGCAACAAAAGAACAAGAAUAAGAAGACAAGCGACCAUAUGAAAUAAAAGAGGAAAGUAAGUGCAUUGGUCUUUACUUUUGUAAAGGGCAACUGGCAGAUCAAGAUCAUUGGUCAUUGGAUCUGAUGUCGAAGAAGACUCAAUUGCCGAAUAUGUAUCAGGUGGAUCUCGUCAUUUGGAAUAGACCCGGUGAAUAGGAGGUUUUGGAAGUGGAGGGUGCUUGAAGCAGCUGGUGAAAGCUUCUGGUGGAGCAUGAAGCUUGUGCGAGGCUUCUUUUGACUGGAGUUCUAGGAAGAGCCAGCCAGCAAGUGGCGUUUCAAUCCUUGGUGGCGGUGAGUAGAAGUGGUCACUCAAAAAGGGUGACCCGAAGAGAUGGACAAAUAAUGCUCACUAGGGCAGAAUUUAAAUUCCAAAAUUCUAAAAAAGGAAAUCACUACUCUAAGACCAUGUGAACUAAGAGGAAAGAGUAAUUUCUUGAUAAUUAUAUUCAUAGGAACAGAUACAUAUAUAUAUAUAGGUUGAAUAGUUUAUAUUAGGAAGUUAUACCAAGAUAUACUAAUUAAGAAUCCUAUAAUUCAGCCUAUGUACAAUCUACAGUUGUGACUAACUUACAGCAAAAUGUGGUCUCAAGUUUCUUGUUUAUUUAAAUAUUCUUUUGGUUAGGAUGGCGUUUUUCAUUGUUGUUUCUGUCCCACUUCACCAACAUUAAAAUACACAGGCAUACUGUGGUAAGAUUACAUUUCUUUUAACAUUUUUGAUGAGUGGUUGUAGGUCUGGAUGGAUCUUAGGGUGUACAUCCCGGACCAUUUGCCUCAUCCAGGGAUCCAUCUCUCUUUGUUUUCCUGUUCUUUUAUAUCUACUCUAGUAUAACUUUAAGAUCUUAGAACGCCUGGUGAUUGUGCAUCUCUCUCUCUAUAUAUACACACACACACACACACACACACACACACACACACACACACACACACACACACACACACAUAUACA